AUGCCGUCGCGGUUCCUACGUAACCCCUCCCUCACUCCAGCCGCGGGCCAUCCCUAUCCUUCUCUGGUGCCCUUCCAUGCGAAUGACGAGCGAAGCGCACCUGCUGAGAUUGUCCACAAUGCACCCGACCUGUCCGCCAUGACUGGACUCACAGCUACUUCGCCCCCAACCCGGCGCGGCCAUUCCCGGUCCAUCAGCCACCCAUUCCCCUCGCCCUUCACGGCCGCCGGGGGCAAACGGCGACCCUCGAUUUCGAAGAAGAAGCCCAGUCGGCCGGCGCUGGACUCAGAUGAUGACGACUUCUUAGGCUACAUGCCGGACCCAGCCUCAUCCUCCCCGCGCAAUCGACCCCCGCAGCACGGCGCGAUGGCCGCCGGCAAGUGCAUGGCCUGCAACUGCACUGUGCGCUGGCCCCGCGAUCUCAAGGUGUUUCGGUGCACGGAAUGCUUGACGGUCAAUGAUUUGGAGCCGUACUUGGCAACCGCCAAAGCGGGCGGCCAUGGCAAUGCGGGUGUCGAUGGGAAGUCGCGCACACCCAUGGUUCCACGGAAAGCGUUACCACUGUCUCUAGAGCGAACGAAGGGGCUCCUCGACGACUGCAUCACGGAAUACCUUCGGCAAGUUUUACACGGAACCGGACCGCGAGCCACACUCUCAGGUGGCCAACCCGAUAAGCCCCAGCAUAUCGCGCAGGAUGAGAAUUUGGUUCACACUCCUGGCCCGACCGGUGAUUACUUGUGUGAUCCUAGGGCGACCGUCGACUCGCGCGGCCGUGGCUACUCGGCCUCGAGAUCCGGGAAGUUGGAUGGUCCGCCAAACUUCUCCAAGCCUAAUCUCAGCCCGUACUCCUCCCAGGGAGAAGGGAAGAGCUCUCCAAUGAAGAGUCGAGAUGCUCAAAGCAGAGAUACUCAAACCAUGCCCCGGCAGGAUCGCUCGCCUCGAGAUGCUGGUCAAGGGAAUCUGUCAGACACUAAAGAACUGUCGCGCCGCCCGCAUAUUUUUUGGCUGGUGGAAGACUACAUAAUAAAUUCAUUCAAGGGCUGUGAUUGCUUAAAUAGCUCGUUCACCACCGUACAGGCCGCGCCACGAAGUACCGAGAAUAGCACUCCUCCCGAGCAGAAAGAGGACAAGAGUACUAGCGCGGUGGCAGCAUCCGCGGAACAUGUAUUUGAACCUGAUGCCAAGCUUCUCCUCCUGGGCGACAUAGCAGAGAACUCGUCCUGGUGGAUGAACGAGGUGGACCCUACCGUGCAAUCCCAUUCCAGGGACCAUCGGGAGAAAUCCCCAGGGUCUCGAGCCGUCUCCUCUCGCAGCCCACGUAUUGACUGGGCAGUGCUCGCCCGAUGGUACCACUUGAUCAUGACGGCCGGCACCUCCUGGGUUGAGUUGUGGUCAACAAUGAAGCCAGCAGAGCUACGGACCGACGAGGACAUUAUGACUGCUCAGCGGUGGGAUUCCACGGAUUUGGCCAUGGUCGAAAAGGAGGUGGUCGAGUCGCGCUUGCAUCUGCAACGAACAUUGCUCAAAGCGACGGAAAACCUCCUUAAACGGCCGCGACGGCCACUCAAGAAGCCGGAAGACAUCAGGUUUCUCCUGAUGCUCCUGGCCAACCCAUUGCUCAACCCCUCGAACACAUCACUGGCGUCUUAUACCCUGGCUCCGUCCGCUCCCCGUGGUGAUAGACGACCCUCUCAUCCCAUUCUUGGCAACUCAAGACCAGCGCCUCGAGAUAUUAAACCACUCAGUCGAAUACGAAGCGGAGGACCCGGUCACCACGCGGGUAUUGUCAAACGGAUCAUGGGUCUGCUCGCCAAUUUGCCGAAUGACUGUCACCAUUACUUGGUUUCUUGGUUCUCACGCUAUUCCACCGGACAGUUUGAGAAGAUUGUUGAGAUUGUGGGCAGCUUCGUGACGUAUCGUCUGAUGCGGCAGCAUGGGCGGAAACGCAGUGAGACGGCGCAACCCGAGGAUAGUCUGAUACCUAGCUUCUCUAGCGCGGCUGGGAAUACACCCGCCGAGUUGCAUGCUGCCAUCAAUGGCCGGAGCCCGAACAAGUCGGCCAAGGACGAUGGGGAGCAGCCUGUGGUCUACACCGACGACUGGCAGAUUCGAGCUGCUGCCCGGGUGAUGUCGCUGCUCUUUACGGCCAACAACGCCACUGUUUCCCGCAAGCCUGAUGGACUUGGGAGUACGAGCCGGCCGCAGAGUGAUCGACGAGGCCAUAUGGUACCGAUUAGCUCCUUUUACAACACCUUGCUCGACUAUUCCGAUCUUGUGGCGGACUUUGAGGCCUGGGAGUCCAAGUCGAGCAAGUUUUCGUUUUGUCAAUAUCCGUUCUUUCUGAGUAUCUGGGCCAAGAUCCAUAUUCUGGAGCAUGACGCUCGUCGACAGAUGGAGGUCAAGGCGCGGGAGGCGUUCUUCAACAGCAUCUUGAGCCGGAAGGCGAUCAGCCAGUAUCUUGUCUUCAAGGUUCGGCGCGACUGUUUGGUGGAGGACAGCCUUCGCAGAGUCAGUGAGGUGGUUGGGUCCAGCCACGAGGAAAUCAAGAAGGGGCUGCGGAUCGAGUUUGUGGGCGAAGAGGGAGUGGACGCGGGUGGACUGCGGAAGGAGUGGUUCUUGCUGCUUGUCCGAGAAGUCUUCGAUCCCCAUCAUGGAUUGUUUGUCUACGACGAAGACUCGCGCUAUUGCUACUUCAACCCAUACUGCUUCGAGUCGUCGGAGCAGUUCUUCUUGGUUGGGGUUUUGUUAGGCCUCGCCAUCUAUAACUCGACGAUUCUAGAUAUUGCGCUGCCCCCUUUCGCCUUUAAGAAGCUUUUAGCUGCAGCCCCGCAGUGGUCCACCAGUCGAUCCGUGUACAAGGCCACGCUGGAGGAUUUGGCGGAGUUCCGACCCGCCCUUGCGAAAGGCCUGCGGGCAUUGCUUGAGUUCGAGGGGGAUGUUACCGAGACCUUCUGCUAUGACUUCGUCGCGCAGGUGGAUCGGUAUGGCGAGGCGGUAUCCGUACCUCUGUGCGCUGGAGGUGAGGAUCGGCCCGUGACGAACGCCAACCGGCGGGAGUUUGUGGAUCUGUACGUGCAGUACCUGCUGGACACGGCAGUCACGCGACAGUUUGAGCCCUUCAAGCGGGGAUUUUUCACCGUGUGCGGCGGCAACGCCCUGUCUCUGUUCCGGCCGGAGGAGAUUGAGCUGCUGGUGCGCGGCUCGGAUGAAGCGUUGGAUGUGGCAUCACUACGGGCCGUGGCUACGUAUGAAAACUGGUCCGUACCGCGGCCGGAAGCGGUGCCGGUGGUGCGCUGGUUUUGGGAGAUCUUUGGGCAGGCAGCUCCGCAAUCCCAGCGCAAGAUCCUGUCGUUCAUCACGGGCAGCGAUCGGAUUCCGGCGAUGGGGGCGACGAGUCUGUCGAUCCGGCUGGCGUGUCUGGGAGACGACACGUCACGAUUCCCGACGGCGCGAACGUGUUUCAACCAGUUGGGUCUGUAUCGGUAUGAGACCCGGGACAAGCUGGAGCGGGUGCUUUGGGAUGCGGUAUUGAACAGUGAGGGAUUUGGAUUGAAGUAG
Molecule: messenger RNA, 3558 nt
Organism: Aspergillus saccharolyticus JOP 1030-1
Lineage: Eukaryota; Fungi; Ascomycota; Eurotiomycetes; Eurotiales; Aspergillaceae
Product: E3 ubiquitin protein ligase
Exons: 3
Coding region: 1-3558 (1185 amino acids)
Biological process (GO): protein polyubiquitination
Molecular function (GO): ubiquitin protein ligase activity
Source: RefSeq, a predicted model, not a curated record